Messenger RNA from Penicillium oxalicum, 1899 nucleotides. RefSeq lists its product as uncharacterized. Gene Ontology annotation, biological process: chromatin remodeling. The coding region runs from base 1 to 1899 and encodes 632 amino acids. NCBI's taxonomy places the organism in Eukaryota, Fungi, Ascomycota, Eurotiomycetes, Eurotiales, Aspergillaceae. The record is from RefSeq and is a predicted model, not a curated record. The transcript is spliced from 3 exons.
AUGGACGACCCAGCAUCCCGGAUCCCAGGGCAAUUGCUGCCCCAUAUGCACCUGGUAUCGCGCAAUCGCUAUCCAAACAUGCACAUGAUGCCGACCGAAACGGCGUUGGAAUACCUUUUGAGUGCGCCUCGGACCUGUCAAACGCAACCGAUGCAAUGGACUUUCCUUGAUGGGCCCCAGGACGGUACCGUGAUGUUGACGUGGCAGCCACUCAAUCAUCUUGGUAACAACUUCGCAAGCGACGGGUACAUUUGGGCUGACGUCGAGCAAGCCUUCACCUUUGAAGCCCGAGGAUAUACAGUCGAGAUGUUCAUCCACCGCAGCGGCUACCACCCACCUAAUGAAAAUCUAGCCACCCACUCUCGCAAACGGUAUCGCAUUGUUUCCUCCAAAGUUCCGAAUGCGCCCGCGCCAGACCCCUCACUAUGGAUCGUUCAUUAUUCCCGGGCACCACAGCAAGACCAUAUCCCCGCCAAUCGUAUUCCCAUUACACCUCAGGUCCAGAAUGUCAUGGGACAGCGACGCUUUUUACAGAGUCAGGGCCAACUGGCCCAUAAGGACUUCCUCCUCCAUGACCGCAACAGUUGGCCCACGGUUCGAUUCCCCCCUCAGAUGCCGCCUCAAGGUUUUGCGCAACCACAACCUGGCCCACCCUAUCCCAGUACGCAGCCAGGCCGACCUGGCUUCUAUCCGGCUCAAGCACACCCAGCUGCAGCACCACCAGCGCCAGCUCAGGGGAAAGCACCACGCGCAGCGCGUGCUCCAUCAGCGGCAAUGGCAGCGGUAGCGGCAGAUUUCGCACUUGAGGAUGAAGAUGUGUCCAGUGGUGAUGCGAUGGAUUUCUUGACGCCCCGGGAGAUUAGCAAAAUGCGAUACGUGCAGCACCACGAAUGGAUGGAGGAGAUUUUUGGGUCUCAUUACGCCAUCUCCCAGAUCACUCCGGUUUCUCUCGGUCUCGGUCGCAAGGGUGAGCUGGAGUCGCUGACGACAGGGUUCUUCGAUGCGCCGGCAGGCGGGGAGGGUCAGGAAGGGCAAGCACCCGACGCAACGAAGCUGGAACCCGCCAAGGCAGAGGAAUUUGCAGACCGCGUGGCCAAGAAGGUUGCAGAUAUGACCGCAGAGAUUGAGAAGCUCAAGAAACAGCACGCCCGACGAAUGGAGCGUUUCAAUCGCAGCUCGCUGUUCAAGGAUGCCGAGAUUCGGCUUCGUGCCGCCGCUGCCGAUCCUUCGGUGACUGGCUCGGAGGUCUGGCGCUUGGAGGGUCGAAUCAUCAUUCCUAAUGAAGAUGGCGAAACGCCCCAAUUGGACUACGUGGAGGAGAAGGCCAAGUUCAAGGUUGAUGAUGUUGUCCGGGACGUGGAGCAGACUUGGAAGAAGCAGAUCGUGCCCAUGCCAAAGGUCUCUUGUGUCGAGAAGGGUGGCCUGCUUGAAAAGAUUGAGCCCGAGCAGAAAAUGGAGCCCGAGUCGUUCGCCAAUGACAUGGCUGUCGAUCAAACUGGCUCUCACCCGACGGACCAGUUUGGCCCAUCUACUGCGGCAAGCAACACAGUUCCUCCAGUACCACCGGCCCCUCAGGCGUCUAAAGACGUUGAAAUGGACAUGGGGAACCAAGCGGGCGGCGGUGGGACGACUGCAGAAAGUGGUGAUUGGGUCAUGGUGAAUAAGGAGAACAAGGAUGCCAAUACAACCCCGGGCGCUACCGUUGGCGAAAGUGGCAUCGAGAGUGCCAACUUUGACGAUUUCACCAACAUCGACAGUGCGGGAGACGCUCUUGCAGCGUAUACCGAACAGAAUGAUGGGCUCGAUUUACCAGAUAUGGAUAACUCUGCGUUUGGCGACGCGUUCCAUGCCUCCGACAACGAGCAUUCGCAUCACCCUGACACAGAUGAGAUGUCCUAG